GCGUGUGACGUCAGCGCGUCAGCUGGUUUAUGUUUACAUCGCAUCAGUUUUUUCGCAGUCAAGUUAGGCGUUAUUGUGGCCGGGUCCAAAUAUAUGACAUACGCCUUAAUGUAAUCGAUGGACAUUGUUGGUUUGCACGAGACAACCGCUGAGGUCCGUAAUCACACGGUAAGAUGUAGACUGCGCAUCGAGAAUGACUGAGUGCCAGUGUGGCCGGAGACUCUUUUGUUUAUGUCGGUGUUUGUGCGAAGCUUGUCCUCGUGCACAGACGGACUGCAGUUAACGACAGUGAUAGGCACACCUCAGGACUGUCCUUAGAAGCUCUUCUGCUCUCAUCAUGGGUGGAGCUGUGAGUGCGGGUGAGGACAAUGACGAGCUGAUUGACAACCUUAAAGAGGCACACUACAUCCGCUCAGAUCUGGUGGAGAAGGCCUUCAGAGCCAUUGACAGAGCAGACUAUUACCUGGAGGACUAUCGUGACAGUGCUUAUAAAGACCUGGCCUGGAGGCAUGGGAACCUCCAUCUGUCUGCUCCAUGCAUCUACUCGGAGGUGAUGGAGGCCUUGGACCUGCAGCCUGGCCUGUCUUUUCUCAACUUGGGCAGUGGGACGGGUUAUCUCAGCACAAUGGUGGGCCUUAUACUGGGUCCGUUUGGUGUGAAUCACGGUGUGGAACUGCAUGCGGAUGUGGUUGAUUAUGCAUAUCAGAAACUUGACUACUUCAUCAAAACCAGCGACAGCUUUGACAAGUUUGAGUUCUGUGAGCCGACCUUUGUGGUGGGGAACUGCCUGGAGAUCCCUCCGGAGAGUCGGCAGUAUGACAGGGUGUACUGUGGUGCAGGAGUUCAGAAAGAGUACGAGAACUACAUGAAGAACCUGCUAAAGGUUGGCGGGAUCUUAGUUCUCCCCCUGGAGGAGAAGUUAACCAAGAUCACUCGCACAGGUCAGAGCUCCUGGGAGACCAAGAAAAUCAUCGCUGUGACCUUUGCCCCGCUCGUCCAGCCCAAACAGAAUGUCAAUGGCAGACCUAAGAGUGUUCCUUUACCCAUUUUUGAGGUGCGGACAUUGCAGGACCUGUGUCGGAUUGCUAUUCGCCACACUCUCCGGCAGCCCAUAGCUAUGGGGGAAGGACGCACGAAGAGACGAGUGUCUUUCCCAGGGGCCCGGGCCAUGCACCGCUACGGGCCCCGCUUUGAACGCCGCCGCUUCUGUCGUCGUUUCUACCGCCAGUGCGUCAACUCCAUGGUUCUCCAUGACUCCAUGAUUCCCACAGCCAUGGAUGAUUGCAACUACCCCGGAGGAGUUGAAGAGGAAGAAGAGGAAGUGGAGGAGGAAGAGGAAAGGGCUUGUCGCCGAGUGAGAGAAGACCUUCCCGAGGAGGACGAGGAGGAAUGCUCCGGCAAUGAAGAGGAGAAAAACAAAGGCGGCUGUGCUCGUGUGGAGCCUCCCGUUAAUAUUCUGAGGGAGAAGAUCCUAAGACUCCCAUUACCUGAACCCCUGAAGAUGUAUCUGCUGUAUUACAGGGAGAAAUGAGACGUGGCGAGAGAUAAUACGUGCGGUGUAGCGCUAAGGCGAUUAGACGUGAAGAAAAGCCUUUCUCUUCUUCCUCCUCCUCUCCAACUGGAUUAGCAUGACAAUUAAUUCCUCAAUUAAUGACAUCACGAUAUUCAUAUCCCUUUGAGAAGCAAAGCUCCUUUAUUUGGGAUGUACAGAGAUGGAACCGAAGGACUGAGCUCAUUUCCUGAAUAAUCAACAUCGCCUGAGCUCACGCAGCUCUUUUUUAAUUCAGUAUUCCCCUCGAUUGAGAUGAUCAAACGUGUAUGUGACCUACGACACAUUGUCCCUGUGGGAAUUGCUUGUUGCUGUGAGCUCUUUUAGAGUAGCAUCACUUUGGGAUGUGGUGUAGUUUGAAAUGGUGGAUUGAAUAUUUUUCUAUAGCUUUAAGGUGCGGUCACAUUUACCAUUGCUUGGCGAAAUCCAGUCAUUUCAGCACGAUCUGGAGUUUCACGCGAGGACGGAAAAGUUCCUCACGCAGAUUUCGCUCGUGUCAGUGUUGGUCACGUGAAUCCGCUGCGUUGACCAAAAGAAAGCUGCUUGGUAUGAAAGUGGCUUCUGUGUGGACUUUUUUUUUUUUUGCCUGCGAAGUUUAACUAAUGUGACCGCACCUUCACACAAGUCGGCCCUCCACUGUUGAACUCUUUUCCUUGCCUUUACCGUGUUCUCCAAAAUACUGAAUAUCGCCUGCAUGUGUACUGCCGUAGUGCACCCACAUUUUGUCAAUAUUGGAGUUUGUGGUUAUGUACUUUUGAUUACCAUCGCUGGUAGAAUUACAUUUGACGCGGAAUUGUGACCUUAAACCCAUGCGCGUAUGAAACCGUUUCUGCACCCAGUUACCAAGGAAUCAUCAUCCGUCAGGAUCAUAUAGUCAUUUACGUUUUCAUUGCGUCAUAUCGCAAGCUUUACAAUUAUAUUGUAAAGAUCGUGUGAAAAUGAAGAGAAAUAUUUUUAGUGAAAUUCUAUUUAUUGGUAAUCACCAAAUUUUGUUUUCGUCAGGUAAAUGAAGCACUUGGCUAUUUUUCACAAAUUCCAGUCAUUGUGCUCAGAAUCAUUGGCCCUACUCAGGAAUACUUUAGGAAAAUGUUUUGAUAUUUUUUUAACUCCUUCAGACUGAUCCUCAAAAAAACAAAAAGACCAAAAUUGUAGGACCUUUCUAUUUUUUUGACCAAAAGUAUUGAAAAUUAUCUUUUGCUUUGUAUAUCACAGUGGUGGUAAAACAGCCUCUGUACAGAAAGACUAUUCUGAGCAUACAAUGGUUGGAUCUGGCGAUCCUGUGAUCCCAGUUCUGAUUUCUGCACAAUUCAUCAGCGCAGGAGCUUUUCUCUUUAGUUCUCAUUGAUGAUUGUGUGCUUGUAGGUAACAGAAUCUUCAAUAAAGUUUGAGUUUGCACACUGGAAAGACACAUUUCUGUCAUUUUAUCAGUGUAUUGUACUUGCAAUAUGUAAUUGAAGUUCCAAAACUGUUUUUAUUAAGUGUAAAUAUUACAUAAUUUUGAAGGCUCGUGUUUAUUGUAGAUGUUGUAGAUUAUGAAGAUUGAAAAUCCAGACGUUUAGCUAAAAAGCCAAUCACAAACCCUUUCACCUUCAGUGAUCCUUAUUCUUCAGCUCUAAUAAUAAUAGAUGUAACAUGCUACAUUACUUGUAUGCGUAUAUUAAACAUAAUAAAAAAAUCAA
This is a messenger RNA of Ctenopharyngodon idella (grass carp), 3228 nucleotides long. Its product is annotated as protein-L-isoaspartate O-methyltransferase domain-containing protein 2. Gene Ontology annotation, biological process: protein modification process. The transcript is spliced from 6 exons. Bases 338 to 1531 code for a protein of 397 amino acids. Gene Ontology annotation, molecular function: protein-L-isoaspartate (D-aspartate) O-methyltransferase activity. Gene Ontology annotation, cellular component: cytoplasm. NCBI's taxonomy places the organism in Eukaryota, Metazoa, Chordata, Actinopteri, Cypriniformes, Xenocyprididae. The record is from RefSeq and is a predicted model, not a curated record.